This is a messenger RNA of Lingula anatina, 474 nucleotides long. Its product is annotated as rab-like protein 2A. The record is from RefSeq and is a predicted model, not a curated record. NCBI's taxonomy places the organism in Eukaryota, Metazoa, Brachiopoda, Lingulata, Lingulida, Lingulidae. Gene Ontology annotation, molecular function: GTPase activity; GTP binding.
CAUGAUGCCAAUUUGCACAUAUUUUCCUUUAGCAUGGCUGACGGUUCGCAACCGAACUACGAUGACCAGGGAGAGAAUGGUGAAGAAAAAGUAAAAGUAAUAUGUUUAGGGGACAGUGCAGUUGGAAAAUCAAAGCUGGUGGAGCGUUUCCUCAUGGAUGGAUACCAACCUCAGCAGUUGUCCACAUAUGCUCUCACAUUAUUUAGGUAUAAAACAAAGGUUAACAAGAAAGAGGUAGCUGUUGAUUUUUGGGAUACGGCAGGCCAGGAGAGAUUUAGUAGUAUGCACCCCUCAUACUAUCAUCAAGCGCAUGCAUGUAUACUAGUAUUUGAUGUAACUAGAAAAAUCACUUAUAAAAAUUUACCAAAUUGGUUUAAAGAAUUGAGAGAUUAUAGACCUGAAAUACCUUGUCUAUGUGCUGCCAAUAAAAUAGAUGGUGAGUCUAUUGAAUAUUUGUAAAUGUACAUUAUAGAC